This is a messenger RNA of Carcharodon carcharias (great white shark), 2894 nucleotides long. RefSeq names its product TAF5-like RNA polymerase II, p300/CBP-associated factor (PCAF)-associated factor (gene taf5l). The record is from RefSeq and is a predicted model, not a curated record. Lineage: Eukaryota; Metazoa; Chordata; Chondrichthyes; Lamniformes; Lamnidae. Gene Ontology annotation, biological process: regulation of DNA-templated transcription. The coding region runs from base 160 to 1923 and encodes 587 amino acids. The transcript is spliced from 5 exons. Gene Ontology annotation, cellular component: histone acetyltransferase complex; nuclear protein-containing complex. Gene Ontology annotation, molecular function: transcription coactivator activity; protein binding.
CAGCCAAUCAACAUGAAGCCGAGCGGAGGCGCCAAAGCGGCGGAGAGGCCUCGAGUCCGGGCCUGAACCCGAACCCGAACCCGAACCCGAGUCCGGGGGCCGCUCCCCGGAUUGUCGACUUCCCUUUCUGCGGUGUUAGCGAGCGGCCGUCAUGCAACCAUGAAGCGAGUACGCACAGAACAGAUACAGGCUGCAGUGGCUCACUACCUCCGAAGAAGACAAUAUGUAGACUCCGAUGGAGCCCUGAAGCAAGGACCCAAAUUUUCUCAGACUGCAGAGGAAAUGGCAACUAACUUAACAGUUCAGGCAGAGUCUGGUUCUCCCAAUGUGGUGUCUGCAGCUCCCUGUCAAGCUGAUCCUAAUCAAUAUGAAAUACAGUUUGCAAGGUUGAAAAUCUUCCUUUUCGAUACUGAAUCAAAGUACAGCCGAGAAGUGAAACAAUUGCUCUACCCUUUAUUUGUCUACCUCCACCUUGACAUGGUGCACAGUGGUUUGAAGAGUGCAGCAGACAGCUUCUACAGUCAUUUUCACGGGAUGUUCCUACAAAAUACGGAUCAGAAGGACAUCAUGGAACAGCUACGGACUACCCUGAAUAGCCAGGACAUUUAUUCAAACUCCAAACUGCGUAGCCUGAUUGAAAACAAAUAUGUUCUUACCCUUACUGAAGAAAGCUACAACUAUCUCCUCCGCUACCUCCAGAGUGACAACAAUAGUGCUUUGUGCAAGGUUCUGGCCUCUCGGGUUCAGCUGGAUGUGCAGUGUUCUCCACAGACAGGCUAUCAGCUGUACAGUGUCGGGACACUAUCUCGCAACGAGGGGGUAGGCAUGGAGCCCUCAGAGCUACCCUCUACCAUGUUGCAGAAUGAAGCUGCGCUGGAUAUGUUGCAGGACACCAUAAAACGGGUAAAAGAUGGACCUCCCUCUCUCACAACCAUUUGUUUCUAUGCUUUCUACAACACAGACCAGCUGCUCAAUACUGCAGAAAUUUCACCAGACAACAAACUGCUUAGUGCUGGUUUUGAUAACUCUUGCAUCAAACUCUGGAGUUUGAGGUCGAAGAAACUCAAGUUCGGACCCCAGCAGGUGGAUGUCUCUCGCAUCAACCUUGCCUGUGAUAUCUUGGAUGAUGAGGUGGAAGAUGAUGUGGGCAGCGAAAUGAAAAUCCUACGAGGGCACUGUGGGCCUGUAUAUGGCACCAAAUUCCUCUCUGAUAAUUCAGGACUCCUGUCUUGUUCAGAAGACACAACAGUCCGUUACUGGGAUUUGUGCAGUUUCAAGAACACUGGUUUGUAUCAAGGACAUGCUUAUCCAGUCUGGGACAUUGAUAUUAGUCCCCUGAGCCUUUACUUUGUAAGUGGAUCGCAUGAUCGGACAGCAAGACUUUGGGCGCUUGACAGAACGUACCCACUACGCAUUUAUGCGGGUCACUUAGCAGACGUAGACUGUGUUAAGUUCCACCCGAACUCUAAUUACAUAGCCACAGGCUCGAUAGAUAAAACUGUGCGGCUGUGGAGUACACAGCAAGGGAAUACUGUGCGUCUCUUCACGGGACAUCGUGGACCUGUGUUGGCAUUGGCUUUCUCUCCUAAUGGAAAGUACUUGGCUUCAGCGGGUGAAGAUCAGCGACUGAAACUAUGGGACCUUGCAUCGGGUACUUUAUUCAAAGAGCUGAGAGGGCACACUGACAAUAUAACUAACCUUGCGUUUAGUCCGGAUAGCAGUUUGAUAGUUUCAGCAUCUGUUGAUAAUUCAGUUCGUGUCUGGGAUAUUCGUAACACUUACUCUAAUUCAUUGGUGGAUGGUUCUUCCAGUGAGCUGGUGGGCGUAUAUAUGGGACAGACCAGUAACCUUUUGAGUGUGCAGUUCAUGGCCUGCAAUCUGGUUUUGGUUACAGGGGUUGCACAAGAAAAAAAAGAACAAUAAGCAUAAAAGAACAAUUCCCACUAUUUAAUUAGAAGCUCCUAAGAAAAGUAAGCCAUCAGAGGACCAGGUGUAUCAUGAAUUUACCUUACUGACUUUCUUUGGGGAGACAUAUCGUGAGUGUACCAUACAGUCUUGCUUUGAUUACAACUUGUUGCAGCCAAACACACCACCUGUUGCACAAUCUUCCAAUAUUUAGAUAGGAAAGAGUGAUUUUAUGAUGCACACUGGGACUGAAAUGGUGGUUCUCCCCUUGCCAACCCUGGGACAUCUGUGCCGGGUGUCUGAGUCACUCAGUUUGCAGUCCUAUGCAAAUCCACUCGGCGCAGAAGCUCCGAUCAACACGUGGUUGAGGUUAAGACGCAUGCUUGUAUCACUGUAUUGCUAUGACAUUCAGAACGUGAAUCGGACACCAUUCCGAUGCUAACUGCCAUUUUGUCCAUCUGUUGGAUGAAGUAUACCACUCAUACACAAUCAGCCGAAAGGUGACUGGAAUGUUCUUGCUGUAAUUCAUUUCAUCUGAUCUUAUGUUCAAAACAAACAAAACCUUGCUGAAAUUUGAGUUCCUCUGUUACACUAGCCCAGAUGUUUAAUUCUGCAAUUUUCUGGCAGAUAUGCUUGUAAGGCAGGGGUUGAUUAUGUUUAAUCUGUGAAGCAGUGUAUUGUGAAAUUAUGAAAGGGAUUUAAGAAGUACUUCACAUACAGCCACAGGCCUUUAGAAAUGAAAUGAACCUUCUGCUCUGUCUCCAGAAAAACAUCAAGAUACGUUUUGUCAAACUGCGUAUUAAACUCUGUUUUGCACAGUGUGAGAUGAAUUUGAUUCCUGCUUUCCAAAUGCAGUUUGUCGUUUCUGAAUACAAUGUCAAUUGUUAGUUGUGGUUUUUACCAGUGAUCAAGAUAUUGUUGUUUGGAAGAAAUCUCACAAUUUAAUUGUAACACUGAGGCAAAGAUUUACAUAAAUAUACAUUUGUUUC